Messenger RNA from Spodoptera frugiperda (fall armyworm), 2685 nucleotides. Its product is annotated as sucrose-6-phosphate hydrolase-like. The record is from RefSeq and is a predicted model, not a curated record. Gene Ontology annotation, biological process: carbohydrate metabolic process. Gene Ontology annotation, molecular function: beta-fructofuranosidase activity. The transcript has a single exon. Bases 101 to 1561 code for a protein of 486 amino acids. Lineage: Eukaryota; Metazoa; Arthropoda; Insecta; Lepidoptera; Noctuidae. Gene Ontology annotation, cellular component: cytoplasm.
GUAAAUAAUACGAAAUAGAAUUAACUUUACCUCCAUUAUCGUGCAGUAAGUCAUUGUCAGCAAGCAGAACGCAACACCACAAGCGGUUGAAUAUUAAAAAAUGCACAUAAGUACGUACAUCAUACUGAUGUGCUUGGGUUCUGUGCAGCUCGAUCAGUUGAAAGAAAUACUUGAAAAGGCAGAGUUAGAAAUCUACAUUGAAGAAACGAUCCCUACCGUGAACCCAAGGUACAAGCUACAGUACCACAUCACUCCACCCGUGGGAUGGAUGAACGGACCGAAUGGUUUCGUGUUCUACAAAGGAGAAUAUCACCUGUUCUACCAGUUCUACCCGUACGACACGCAGUGGGGACCCAUGCACUGGGGUCACGUCUCGAGCACCAACCUAGUGGACUGGAAGACACUGCCUACAGCACUCCGGCCUGGCAAUGAACAGUGUUUCUCGGGCAGCGCCAUCGACAACGAAGGCAUCAUGGUGCUCCUGUACACAGCUCACCAAGCGACUGAAGACGCACCAUUCUACAAUGAAUCACAAUACAUGGCGUUCAGUAUUGACGGUCUUGACUUUCACAAGUACAAAGGCAAUCCUGUCGAUAUAUUGCCACCUACAGGCACUCAAGAUUUUAGAGAUCCUAAAAUUUGGAAGUACGGAAAUUUCUGGUAUGUGGUACUCGGCAGCAAAACUGCUGAUCACCGAGGAUCAGUGCUCUUGUAUAGAUCUAAAAACUUACUCAGUUGGGAAUUCAAAAGUAUUCUAGCGGAAUCAAGUGGUAGUUUGGGCUACAUGUGGGAGUGUCCAGAUUUCUUCGAGAUUAAUGGCAAGUACGUUCUUAUGAUUUCUCCACAAGGUAUGGUCAGCCGCGGAGACAGGUACAAGAACACGUAUCAAACUGGAUACCUUAUUGGGAGUUUCAGUUACGACACAUGUCAGUUUAAGCCCGAGAUUAACUUCCAAGAAUUAGAUUACGGGCACGACUUCUACACCACGCAAACAACGGAAACUAAUGGCAAAAGGUAUCUCGUGGGAUGGUUCGGAAUGUGGGAGUCUUUGCAUCUUGAGGAUAUUGAUGGCUGGGUUGGAGCCAUGACGCUCGUAAGAGAAUUGGACCUCGUCGGGAGUCGAGUCCUUAUGAAACCUGUUGAAGCUAUAACUAAACUAAGACUGGAAACUAUCAUAGAAGGAGAAUUCCACCAUAAUGCUACCAUUGAAUUUGAGAAGGCUGGGGAAAUCAUUGUGAACAUUGACUUGAGUGAGAAUAUUGAGCUGGAAUUUGUUGGAAGCAAUGGUGGAGACAGGACUUCUUUGCGGUGGAGUGUGGAUGAUGGUAAGGUCAUAGUGGACAGAGCUGGGGACAUCCGCCAGGGGAUAUGGGAGCCACUGGACACCGUAACUUGGAGGAUCUUCCUAGAUGCUAGUUCUAUCGAGGUGUUUUGCGGAGAAGGAGAGAUGGUGUUCAGUUCGAGGGUGUACCCUAACGGUGACUGGCGGGUGAUAAACAGAGGUCCACAAUCUCUGCACGUGGUGGCAUAUACGCUGAAAAAAUUCCAACCAGACUUAUAGAUAGAGAGAUCCAUAGUUUAUUUACUUGUUGUACGGUUAGCGUUAGAGUUAGAAAAAUGGGUGUAACUAUUGUUUGUUGGCUUUGUUUACUUUUUUAUAUGAACGUAAAACUAGAAAUAAUAGGUAUUUACAUUAUUAUUAUAUUCUGAACAAGAGAUUGCAUCAUCUUAUAGAAUUGUUCUGAAUGAGACGUUUGCUUUUUAUUUUCAUUAUUUCCUUUUUUCUUUUUCAAUUGCUAUGUGAUUGAUUACGUCAUACGUCUACAUACAAUACUCGAUUCAUAGUUAAGCCCUCAUUGAUCACUUAAGUAUUACACUGUUGAGCAUAACAUUUAACAUUCGAUUCAUAUUUUGGUUAGAACAUAGAGUUACUAAUAAUCAUUUUAAAAAUUGAGUAAAUUGUCAAUACUCUGCCUAUUUCUACUUGCUUCCUGCGAUAUUAUACUACGGUGUGGUUCACAGUAUACCAACACAAAUAAAUUGGAAUUUGAGGGCUCAUACUCACCCCUCCUUUCUCUCCAGCCGGCAACGCACUGUUAACUAAUCUUAUGUAGCGAGUACAAAUUGGUGGCGCUGAUUGCUUACCAUCAGGUGAUACGCCUGCUCGUAUGCUACACCAUAUUUUUCUAAUAAAAUACACAAACUGUGACAACUAGAUGUAAAAUGUAACAUUUUGAAUAGCUAGUGGAAGAGCGAGUUUAUCUUGAUCAAAUAUGUUUCCGAAUGUGUCGCAUCGGUUUCAAAUAACUCAAUAUUUUUUAUUGUUAUCGGUUUUGUAACAAUAUUUUGUUAGAAUUUAUUGCUGCAAUGGAGGAUAGUUGUUAUGAUUUGUUAUUUAAAGUAUACAUAGGUUUGUAUGUUGAUAUUUUAUUUUCAUUGUUAUCAUGAUCACUCCCUUUUACAUGGGACUUAUCUAUAUAAAAAAUAGUGAAAAGUGGGUGUACAUUAUACAGUGGCAUUAUGUGCCGUAAUGUGCAUGAUGAUACAAACAAAGGUCUGCAGGAGGCAUUGUAACGUCUAAAUACUUAUAAAAAGGGAAUAUUUUGAGAAAUACUGCGAUAAAUAUUGAUCAAAUUCCCAUUGUUUGUCAAAAAAUUAACACGCGAAAGACCAAAAAAUUUCGAA